Messenger RNA from Daphnia carinata, 2418 nucleotides. RefSeq names its product protein bric-a-brac 2-like. The record is from RefSeq and is a predicted model, not a curated record. Gene Ontology annotation, biological process: regulation of transcription by RNA polymerase II. Gene Ontology annotation, molecular function: protein binding; DNA binding. The transcript is spliced from 6 exons. Bases 220 to 1920 code for a protein of 566 amino acids. Gene Ontology annotation, cellular component: nucleus. Lineage: Eukaryota; Metazoa; Arthropoda; Branchiopoda; Diplostraca; Daphniidae.
AUUUUCUUCGAGAGGGAGGAAAAAUAAAAAAAAGGUCUACCGCGCAAAGGACGUAACCGAAGAAGAAAGCGGACACACAGAGACGUUUUCUACUUGCAUUGUAAAAAAUAAAUAAGAUCGGAGGGUUGACAUUGCACCCUCCUCCAUCAGCAAAAAAAAAAAGGAAGAAGAAAAAACAUACUGUGACCUGGAACCUUUUUUUCAGCCCUCCUAUUCCAUAUGGAAAGAAAAGUUUUUUUUUUUUUUUUUUACAACAUCAUCUUAAAGAAACCUCCCUCUCCACCCUGUUAUUGCCGAAAAAAAAAGAGCCGGUGUCAGCGAGGGUUUGGAGGGUGGAACCCACCCGAGAUGGAUGGUUACAAAAGGAGCCAUCCACCCGUUGAUUGGCGUUCAGUUGCACAAGUGAAGCGAUCGCGGAGAGACCUCUCUUACCAUUUGGCCUCCCUUCUUUUAAAAAAAAUGGGAGGAUCGGGAAGCCCGCAACAGCAGUAUUGCCUGCGAUGGAAUCAGCAUCGUUCCAACCUGCUCAGCGCGUUCGAUCAAUUGCUGCAGACGGAAGCGCUGACGGACGUCACCUUGUCGUGCGGUGGAGCUUCAAUCAAGUGCCAUCGGAUCGUCUUGGCAGCUUGCUCCGGCUAUUUCCAGUCGUUAUUCGUCAACGAUAACGUCUACCUCGGCGCGCCGCAACAGCAUCCGAUCGUCGUCUUCAAAGACAUCCAAUUGGCCGAAUUGAAGGCCAUUCUCGAGUUCAUCUACCGCGGCGAGGUGAGCGUCGCGCAAGAGCAGGUCGGCGCCCUACUCAAGGCCGCAGAAUCCCUCAAAGUCAAAGGUCUCUAUUCCGAGGACGGAGCCGGAAGUCCGGCCGGAUUGUCCGGUCUCAGUUUCGAACCGACUUCGGGUCACACGGUUAAUUCCGGAUUCCUUCCGCAGUUGCGUGCGCAGACGACGACACCUGUCCAGCCUCAGCCUGCCCAGCAUCUACCGGCCAGUCUUCUUCAAAUGCCCUUGUUCAAACGUUCACCUGCCAAGACCCCCGAGAGGACUAACAGCAGUUUGGAUAAGGAACGCGAUGGAUCGUCCAGUUCGGAAACCAACCCACCUGAAGAUGAUCGUGACGAGCCCAUGGUGACGGAUAGAAUAAAAUCGAGCCGAUCCCCAGUCUUUGAUCACGUCAAAGAUUUGGCGCCAGCGUCUUCCCUCUCUUCCUAUCACGGCGAAAACGGCAAAAACAAUGGCAACAGCAAUCGACCGGAAUUGAAACGCUACCGACAGUACACUCGGCACGAUAUUGCCGCCGCCAUCGAGGCCGUCCGUAGCGGCCAAAGUGCCCUGCAGGCAUCGCGGCUCUACGGCGUUCCAUCCCGUACGCUCUACGAUAAGGUGAAGAAAUUGGGAAUCGUGACUGGACGGCCCUACCGCCAAUCCAUUGCCGUGGCCGUGUCUUUAGCCCAAGGCGGAAAUCUCUCGUCGGUUUCGGCCGGAUCUCCUGGCUCUCGCGUCAACGGCGGAGUCGGUGGCAACGCGGUCGACGAUGACUCGAUGGACGUGCAUCAUCACUUGCAUCAUCACAGCAACGGCCAUUUUAGGCGGCUCCCCAACAGCCUGGAAGAGUUGAGCCUUUAUUUUGCCGCUUCUCCGGCUGCGGCGGCCGCCGCCGCAGCCGAACUGGCGCUCAGCCAGCACGUCCACGCGGCCCAAACGGCCCGCGGCGGUGCCAUCCCUCCGUCGACGACGGACGAAGAUGACAACAACAGUAACGGUGCUGGAGUGAUUCAUCCAGCGCCCAUCGAUUUGUCGCAAAACUACGAGCGCAUGAUGCGCAUAGCGGCCGGCGACGUGGAUCCGACCCAGACGAGAGAUGUGGUCGCGGUAGACACGUCCAAUAAAACCACCGAAUUGCUGGUCGAAAAAAGCGCCUGAAACGCCAUCUCUUGCCGGUCUCAUUUUUUCUUUUUGCGGAAAUGAGAAAUAUUUCUCACACUUGUAUACGAAAAAAAAAAAAUCAGAUGAAAACAAAAUGCGUUCAAGUCAAGAGAUUUUUUUUAAAGAAGACACUCGGAACAAUAAAAAAAAAAAUCUUUGGAGUUGUGACGAUUGAACGAAAUAUUUGCUCAGGAGACGGAUUCAUUUUGCAAAAUGUUUUUUAAAAUUUGUUUAUUUUUUGUACCAUUGUGUUACUUUGAUAAUUAUUUGGUCUCGAUUAAUUUGCCUAUAGCAGGGUAUGCAUCCAAUACCGAUACCAUGUCGACGUAACUACCUCCCACGAACUCUCAUCGAUUUGAUGUGUCCAUUCGCUCAACACAAACGUAUACGAACGAGUUCUUCCGCGGAAUUAGUCACAAUUCAAGAGUUUUUGCUCAUUUGUUCUGUAUAAAAAUAUAUUUUGCCCAAUUCUUACAAUCCCCCUCAAUGAUAAUA